AAUGUUUGUAAGAAAUGCUAAACGUGUCACCAAUUACCAGUGUCACAGAACUAUAUAGUUUAUAGAUUAAUAUAGAAUAAGGCUCGAUGAGCCAAUGUUUCCUUGUCGGUAUAUCAUUUCCUCUUGGCGCGCGCACACACACACAAAAGAAACAAAUCUGAGUACUGAGAAACACUUCAUCAUUAGAGCAGCGUAGAGAAGCACGAUGUCUCGUCUCCUGGCUCUGGUAGCUCUGGUGUCCCUGGUCCUUCCAGUCACUAUUUCAGCAGGAUGUACGCAGACUGUUGCAGAGGGGACUGAUAAAUACGAGCUAUUCCUGCUUGAGGAAACGGCUCCAGUCACGUUUGAAAUAGAAUGGAAACACAAUUCACAACUUGUAUUCAAAAGAAAAUCCAAAAAAAUCAAUCCAGGCAAGCCGGAGGACAUCACCGAACAAGGAGCUCUGGUGCUCAGACAGCUGGCAGCCAAACAUGUAGGAACGUACGUGGGAGAGGUGUGGGGGAACGAGGGGGAAAGUGUGAAAAAGCAGGAGAUUGAUCUGUGUGUGAAAGCCAGAGUCCCCAAACCUUCUGUGACGUUUGAUUGUCCCACAAAGGACACAGUCACCAUCAGCUGCAACCUGAAGCAGUCAGACGUGACCUUCACAUGGACAAAAAACAAAGUUGUCAUGAAGGGGGAAAAGACAUCGACUCUGGUAAUGAAAAUAAAAGAUCUGAAAAGGGACGACACGUUUAGCUGCACCGUUGAUGACACGUACAGCAACGAGACUAGCGACAGCGUCAAGUCUACCUGUGAAGGUAUCCAAGCCAGAGUCCCCAAACCUACUGUGACGUUUGAUUGUGCCACAAAGGACACAGUCACCAUCAGCUGCAACCUGAAGCAGUCAGACGUGACCUUCACAUGGACAAAAAACAAAGUUAUCAUGAAGGGGGAAAAGACAUCGACUCUGGUAAUGAAAAUAAAAGAUCUGAAAAGGGACGACACGUUUAGCUGCACCGUCGAUGACACGUACAGCAACGAGACUAGCGACAGCGUCAAGUCUACCUGUGAAGGUAUCCAAGGUGGCAGCGAGGUGGCAGCUGGAACUCUGCUUGGGUUUCCUUUCUGGGUGACGGUGAGCGUCCUGGCCGGCGGCGGAGGAUUCGUCCUGCUGCUCAUCGUCAUCACUGUUGUCUGCUGCUACCGCAACCACUGCAAGAGCCAUGAGGACGAGGCUGAAUUCAGGCUGGCUCCCAGUUCUGCUGGCCACUGAUGAGGAGGAGAGGGAGACUGAAAGCCACAGAGCAGCUCCAGCCAACACCCCCACCCCUCCAGCCAAUACCCCCUCCUCUGACCACCUCCACCCCUCCUCUGACCACCUCCACCCCUCCACAGAACACCUCCAUGCGCGAGAGGAACUGUAAACUGGCCUCUCGUCUAGUCUUUUCCUCCAUGAGGACAGCAGGGAGGAGAGGAGACAGGCUAAGAUCAGGAGACCCACUUCUGCUGGUCACUGAUGAGGAGCAGAGGGAGACUGAAAGUAUUUAGAUGAGAAGCACAGAGGUCGGGCAGCACCUCUGGUACUCGCAGACUUCAGACUACUUCAGAUUAGAGUUGUCAUCUGAGCCUGUUUUAGAAAUGAGUUGUUUGCUUUGAUUGAAAGUAUUUUAACUAUUGCUCUGCUGACAGUAGGCGAUAUUUUAAUGUGUUUUUACACUUUGAUCAGCGUUCUGGACCCUCCGAAAGUUUGUUGAGGAUGUGGGAGAAAGAAACAAGUUAAUUUCCUUUAACGCCUUUUCAAGAAACGCUCCAUGGUUGUUGUUUAGCACAAGAUUCAAUAAAAAGAUAGUCAUUCAGUUAUACAUCGUA
Messenger RNA from Osmerus eperlanus (European smelt), 1848 nucleotides. RefSeq lists its product as uncharacterized. The record is from RefSeq and is a predicted model, not a curated record. Lineage: Eukaryota; Metazoa; Chordata; Actinopteri; Osmeriformes; Osmeridae. The transcript has 6 exons. Bases 206 to 1252 code for a protein of 348 amino acids. Gene Ontology annotation, cellular component: cell-cell junction.